Priceomyces carsonii is the source of this 213-nucleotide messenger RNA. RefSeq names its product F1F0 ATP synthase subunit f (gene ATP17). Lineage: Eukaryota; Fungi; Ascomycota; Pichiomycetes; Serinales; Debaryomycetaceae. The coding region runs from base 1 to 213 and encodes 70 amino acids. The transcript has a single exon. The record is from RefSeq and is a predicted model, not a curated record. Gene Ontology annotation, molecular function: proton-transporting ATP synthase activity, rotational mechanism. Gene Ontology annotation, biological process: proton motive force-driven ATP synthesis.
AUGGCAGAUGUCGUUUCUUUCUACAAGAAGUUACCUCAGGGCCCUGCUCCAGCUCCUGCUAAACCAAGCAAUCCUCUUUCAAAGUAUAAAGCUGCUUAUUUUGAUGGUGAUAAUGCGUCAGGAAAGCCAUUGAUUCACUUGUCAUUGGCUGUGCUUAUUUUAGGUUAUGUCUGGGAAUAUCAAUCUCACUUAAAACACCAUAAGGAACAUUAG